Molecule: messenger RNA, 3979 nt
Organism: Nomia melanderi (Alkali bee)
Lineage: Eukaryota; Metazoa; Arthropoda; Insecta; Hymenoptera; Halictidae
Gene: Gle1
Product: Gle1 RNA export mediator
Biological process (GO): poly(A)+ mRNA export from nucleus
Cellular component (GO): nuclear pore cytoplasmic filaments; nuclear pore; cytoplasm
Molecular function (GO): phospholipid binding; translation initiation factor binding; inositol hexakisphosphate binding
Source: RefSeq, a predicted model, not a curated record
AUUAAUAUUUUAGAAUAGUUGACAGAAAAUUAUGUUAUAUACAACGUCUGUAUAAAUUUUAAAUUUGAGGUACAACAUUGAUAUAGUACAUGCAAAUACUUACAAGAUAUUUUUUAAAUUUAUUACGUCAUAUUAUAUUUUUCCAAAGUGGAUGCAAACAUGCCGCACUUUGUUAGUGACAAAGACGAUAUUAUGCAGAAUAUAAAUGAUAUCACUGCUGAUUUCUCUUGUCUCAAAAUGUCAGUUUUAAAGAAAGCUUCUCUUAUAUCAAGCAAUGUAGAUAGAAUUACAAUAGGUCCUGAUUCUAUAGUUAAGGAAAAUGAUGAUCUGAAAUCAGAGAAUAUAGAAAAUGAACAAAAUUCUUGUAAUAUUAAAGCCCCACAAAAAUCUUCUCACUUAAAAAAUAACAAAAUAUCUAUGCAAAGUGGUAUUACAUUUUCUGUAAAGAAAAUUCUCUUGGAGAGUGAAUAUCAAAGGAAGGAAGAAGUUCGGAAAGAAAUUGAACGUCAUUGGCAACAUAUGAAUGAAAAUGGAAAAGCUAUUAAAGAACAUAUGGAAAUUUCACGGUCGCAUAUGGCAAAAGAACGCGAGCGUAGAACUAAAGAGAAUUAUGCGUAUAUAUUAGAAGAAGAAAAGAUUGCAGAACAAGAAGAAAUACGGAAAAGACAUGAGCGGCAAAGAGAGGUUGAAGAGUAUAGAAAACGAUUAAAAGAGAAGGAGGAGCUAACUAAAUUAAUAGUGAAUUUGAGAAAUGUAUUUAAAAUGAAGUAUAGCGAUAUUAUACUUGCAUCUGAGAACUGUGAUGAUAAAAAUUCUGUCGCUGUUCUGUUUUCUUCUUGCAAUAUAAAAUUGGAGGAAUUAGAUCACCAAGUAGAAUUUAUGAAUGAAAAAAUUAAGGCUGGAGAUGUGACAUCAGUUGAUUUAAAUUUUAUGGAAAAAGCUGUGCAACAAAUUGAUGAAAUACUGUGCAUAUUUAAAUUAGAAAUAGAAAGGAUAAACGCUGCAUACAGGGCAAAUUUAGCUAAUAAGGAAAUUGAAAAGCAAACCCCAUUAGAACCUGAAGUUUUACAAAUACAGGAACCUGAUAAUACUCAUACUAGUAGUGAAGUAAUUGGUGUGCAAGAAGUUAGUACUAAUAAUGUUCAGAAUAGUGAAAACAGAUACGAAGAAGAAGAACAACAAAUUAUACAAACUCCAGAAAAUAUGACUUCCUCAAACAUUCCAGUGAUAAUCAUACCAACUGUUCAUACACAAGAAACUGUUUCAACGAAUGAAAAGGAUGAUAGUAAAUGUGAAUUGUAUGAAUAUGUUGACAAAGAAUCAUUAGAAAUAUAUAUGAAUAGUAAACAAUUUUUGGAGAAUUAUGUAAAAAGUUAUGAUGAAUUUUUGCAAUCUACAAGCACAAAGAAAUUCCGUUUUGAAUGUCAAAAGGCAAUAAAUAUACCUGUAAAUGCAAUCUCUGGAAUUAAUAAACAACACUUAACCGAUAAAUAUGAAAGGUUACAUAAUCUUCUCAUAGGGCAAUCUUCUCCAAACGUGAAUCAAUAUCCUCAGGGUGCAGCGUUUUGUAAAAAUAUAUUAGCUAAAAAAAUAGUGAACCAAGGUGAAACACUUGUUUCAAGUAAAUCAAAAAUGGCAUUUCCAAUUGCUGCAAUAAUUGUAGCCCUUUGGAACGAUCAUUCUGAUUUCGGUUUCUUACUUUUGUCGCACUUUCAUAAUGCUUGUCCAUUUAUUGUUCCCGUGUUUUUACCGAAAAUGGUAGAUCAAUCGAACACAGAUUAUUACAAAUCGAUGGGUUAUAAAUAUUCUGAAGAUGGUACAGUUGAAAAACACGAUAAAUAUUUGAAAAGAAUGUCUGGUUUAAUGAGAUUGUAUGCUUCUAUAACUAUCACACCACAAAGAAAGGGAAUCCAGAAAAAUAAUCCACAUGGACUUCAGUAUGCGUGGCGAUGGUUGGCUGCGGUUUUAAAUAUUGAACCACGAACAGAAAUAGCAGAUCUUUGUGCCACCCUAUUACUAGACAUGCUUGAAGUUGCUGGAAAUGCAUUGUGGACUGCUUAUCCACAUCAAUUUCAUAAACUUUUAAUUUUACUUUCGGAAGAAUAUUAUUCGCGUAUGCAGAAUGUAGGGUGUAUUGGUGGUGGUCCAUUGGUACGACUUCAAGAAUUUUUGAAGAAUACUUUAGCAAAAGGGUUUAUUCCACCGCCUGAUGGUCUACUUCCUCCAAAUUUUUGGUGAUUUAAUAUUGAAUGUUGCUAAUGUCUAUUUGAUAAUAUUUUGCUUGCCACAGGAAUUACAAUAAGAGUUUGUAAAAUGCUACAGAGUCACCUUCUUUAAAUUGUAUCAUUAAUACGACUAAAUUAUUUAUUCAUACUUGUAAUGCCUAGUUACAUGUCUAACAAAUAAGAAUAAAAUUUAGGUUUAAGGCGAUUUUUACUAAAUUCAUAAAAAAAAAGACUUAAAAAUUUUCUUAUAUUGACAAUGUUGAGCUUAAAGCAACGAACAUAAACUUUAAAGAAUAAUGAACAAGUUCAUAAAUAUAAUUCAGAGACGUUAUUAUUUGAAACUGUAAUCUCUAACUUAUAAGUAAAUGUUGUUUUCGUAAAAUUAGAAAACUUAAUUAUGUUUCACUUCAACGAUAAAGUUUAUUGCCAUCUAAUAUAAAAUUAUGUAAGUGAGACUGCUAUUUAAAUGUAUCAAUAUAAAAAGUAUAUAAUGAAACUAUCUUAUCAAUAUUUAGCUACGGAUUUUGAAAUGACGUAGAAUUAUGUGACUGGCAUUCUCCUUAAAAUUGUAAAAUGAUGCAGGACUACGUUACCAGUCUCAAAUGUGUUAAUUAAUUUUUAUUGUGUUAAUAAUGAUAAUUACAAGUCCAGCGGAAAUGCUUUGGUAUUAUUUUGUACAAUUUGAAAUUUGAUACAUUUCGAAAUACACCUUCCUCCGAUAUAUGUUUACAACGUUUAUCUUAAAGUUUCGAAAAUACUAUUUUAUAGCGUUUAUAUAAACUCCCAAUUGGUGUAAGUAAAGUUAUUAAAGUAUUUUCUUUGUCUGUACAAAGUGGACAUAAUGUGGAAUGUAAAUGUUUGUCAACGAAAUCAAUAGUUUAUUAUUACGUCUGCUUGCACCGAUUUCAAAUGAAAUAAAAUUAUAGUAUUGUUCAUAGUAAAAAUUUAAGUUUAGUUUAUUAUAAAUAUAAUUGAAAAAAUAAUUGUACAUAUAAUUUCUUAAUUUGUUUGAAAUAAUUUCAAUAGUUGAAUUAAAUUUAUUACUUUUUCAGACUAUUUCCAUUAGAAAAGAUGAUACAUGUUUUGAAUUAUCUGAUAUAAAUAUUUAUAAAUUGUAAAUGUCCCUAUAUAGUUAAAAGAAAUGUACACAUCAUUUAUAAUUUAAAUUGAACCCAUUAGUGGAGAAUCGUUUAAAAUAUUUCUUGAAAUUUUAUUAACAGUCUCAAAAUUGUAAGCAUUUAAUGGGUCCUUACUGUUAUCUACAAAUUAUGUACUUUUAAUAAUUAAUAUAUUAUUAGAUAAUACGUAGACAAUAUAAUUUAGAAUAACUUGUAUAUAUGUAUAAAAUUAUUAUUAAAAUAUUGUAUUUAUUAAACUUUUAACUUGUGAAAAGUAUAAAAGUAAAGAAAUGUAAAAAAAAAGUGAAUGAUGUGAGUGUGUAUAUCUACUAUAAAAUUGAAUAAAAAGAAGAUAAGUGUUAGUAAUAUGGUACACUUGUAACUACAGAUUUUACAUCAGUUUGAUCAUAAAAUUCCAUAGAAUUUUUUGCAAAGUUUGUAAUGCCAAAUGAAGCAAAUUUGUCCACCCAUUCUUUAUCUUGGUGUACAUUUAGCAAAUAAGUUGUGAUUUUUUUGGUCAGGUCAUCUGUAAAUUAAACAAACAUUAUAUCAUUUACUACGUAUAGAAAAUAAAGCAUGAAAUAUUCAAAUAUUCAAUAUAAAUUUACUAUCAUUAGCACUAAAUUUUUAACCUAC